Messenger RNA from Cephus cinctus (wheat stem sawfly), 5522 nucleotides. RefSeq names its product SH2B adapter protein 1 (gene Lnk). Gene Ontology annotation, biological process: intracellular signal transduction. Gene Ontology annotation, cellular component: plasma membrane. NCBI's taxonomy places the organism in Eukaryota, Metazoa, Arthropoda, Insecta, Hymenoptera, Cephidae. The coding region runs from base 395 to 2035 and encodes 546 amino acids. The transcript has 5 exons. The record is from RefSeq and is a predicted model, not a curated record. Gene Ontology annotation, molecular function: transmembrane receptor protein tyrosine kinase adaptor activity.
CAUCGCCGUCGUCCAUGUGAUCAAGAACUAGUGCGCGAAAGUCGUACCAAGUCCGGGCGCUUGCAAAGUCUCUCGUCUUCAGUCUUGUGAAAUCGAAGCGGAAGUGGUGGCUCGCUUGGUGAGAAGAGAGAACUGGAGAGUGAGAGAGUGUAAGAGAGGAAAAACUAAGGGAGGUUAUCGCACGAGUAUAGUAGAGUCGCUUCAGGGUGAUUGAUCCCAGUAAACAGGUGCAGUUCGAUCGGUGACCGAUUAGUUGGCCAUUAUUGGUGCUGGUACGCGGCUAAUAGUGCUCGCGAUGUGUGUGCAAAUCGUGUCGCGGGUGCGUAAAUACGUCUGAAUCGUGGGGCGAGGCCCGCACGGUUUCUUCUCGCUCCGGCUGAUCUCAACGUGAGACAUGAGUGUUUACAACGCCACGGUGGUGGUGGCCGCCGCUGCAGCCGCUGCCGCCGCCGCGACGCCCGACGGCGCCGAUGACUGGGUCGAGUUUUGCGACAGACACGCCCGCGCUGCCGCAUCGGAUUUUGCUAAGGCCUUUUGCACCUACGUCAGCCUCAAUUUGCCUGAAAGUGCAAGGGCCACCCUCUCGCAUCGUGACUUCCUCAGGAAGUUCGUUGAGACCUUCUGCGACCACUUCGAGAGCGAGUACCUUAGACGGAGUGCUAGGUCUCCUUCGUUCUAUGACCCAAGACAUUCUACAAACAAUGACAGAGAAGCCAAUUCUUCAAAUCAAAAUAAUAGACCACCAGUACGUGCGUCUUCACAUGAAGAAUUUAGCGAUUACUCCGAACAGGAUGGCGAGGCUGUAUCUCCAAAACCAGUGCACAAACCAUUCUUCCGAAGAUUAUCAUUUAAGGGUCUUAAGAAGGGUAAAGGAUUCUUUCACAAGCAGCAGAGCGACGAGGUGAAGCUCUCUCAGAGUGAAAUUUACAAGGAUAAACAUUCUAAGGCAAAACUUUCAAAGAUCGUUGUGGAGUGUAGAAAGGAAGGCAUAGUGAAUUCCCUCAUGGGAGAGAAUAUUGAUGGCACACAGAAAUGGGAAAAGUCUCGACUAGCACUAAUUAAAGCCAUAGGUGGUUACAUGUUAGAAUUUUAUUCACCACCAAAAGCAGUAAAACCACGAAGUGGAGUUUUUUGCUCAGCAAUCACGGAAGCACGAGAAACAACCGCCCUGGAGAUGCCGGACCAUGAAAACACAUUCGUACUCAAGACUCAAAAUAUGGAGUUUGUCAUAGAAGCUUAUGACUCAAACGACAUGAGAUCUUGGCUGGCAACGAUAAAAUACUGCAUGAGAACCGUGCAGCAAUGUUCUGUAGCCACGGGCUCCGGUAAUAAUGAUUCUGGAGUGGGAGAUUCCUUAGCUCAUGGCUCUUCGUCUUUGAGUACAGAAGGAGAUAGGCUAAGGGCGAAUUCUACGAGUAAGAAUUCUAGGACUGCACAUGACCAUACAGAUGAACAAGGUAAUCCACCAGAAUUACCUCCAAGACUUCGACUAAGCAGUAAUAGCAAUCUGGAACUGUGUUCUUCCCAACAAGAAAUAGAACAACUAACAAGCAACGAUGGCGAGUUAGACUUAUCUAGCAGUUUACGAGAAUAUGCAUGGUUUCAUGGUACACUACCUAGAUCCGAUGCUGCACAGUUGGUACUACACAAUGCUGCAAAUGGCCACGGCGUCUUCCUGGUUCGUCAAAGUGAGACGCGAAAGGGAGAAUUCGUUCUUACUUUUAAUUUUCAAGGAAGAGCAAAGCAUCUCAGGAUGACCCUGAACGAUCAAGGUCACUGUCGAGUCCAACAUCUCUGCUUUCCGGCAAUCUACGAUAUGCUCGAGCACUUUCGUCAGAAUGCCAUACCUCUCGAAUCUGGUGGCACUGCUGACGUUAUGCUGACUGACUACGUAGUGGCGAAUCCCGUUUCAAGAACUACUCACCACAACGUGACCGGGGUUGGUUCUCAGCAGCUCCAGGAGAGGAGACCGGCUGCAGCCCCGGAGCCCAGAGAAGUAAGAGUCAGCAGCGGAAGUCUAACCCCUCUUGAGUGAGAGCGAGUGGCCGACUCCCACAGUCUGAAGUCUGAUCUACAGACAGUUCAGACUCACGGCGGUUCCAUAAGAACCCGUGCAGAAUCGUUGGAACGACUGGAACAACAGAUCAACAAUGCGGAACAACAGAGUUCGGCCUCGUCUAGUGGAAGAGCCGUACAGAAUGCAUACAGCUUCCUUUGACGCUGGAUACGAAGUAAUUUACCAUCGGACUACCAUCCGGUUAGUCCCUCAGACUGAAUAUUCUCCGUACGUCGAACAACACUUGAACAUUUAUUCGAAUGGGUUUACGUAACAGGCUGAUCAAAAAAUUAUCCAAAUCGAAUGGAACCGAACGCGGUAGCCGGCCGUUCUGUGAUAAGGAACGAAAUGUUUAUUAUACUGUUUUAUUUAUAGUUUUUAUUUAAACAGCCACAGUCUCUAUUGAGAUGCCUCUACCGGUAUAAUCGGGAGACUCAACUCCUUUCAAAUGAUCAUAUAUAUAUAUAUAUUUAAGAUGCUUUAAUCAAAACGAGAAUGUAUUUCCUACAGAUAGGAACUUUCUCUUUUUGUUCUGUUAUCCCCUUUUUUUUUACUUCAAACUCAUAUCUCUAUGCCUCCCUUCUUCUUCAGUUUUUUUAUUCAAUAUUUUUACAGUUCCUGUUCUUUUUAUUCCUCUGUCUCCCUUUCCCUCUCGCUCUCUCGCAAUCACGUAAGAGGUUUUAAUAUGUAUAUAUUUUUUCUCGUUUUCUCAGGUAUAUGUAAUUUAUCUGUUUGAUUAGCCGUUUAUGUUUAUAAUAGGUACCAUACUAUGUUCCUUAAAUGCAAUAUGACACAGUGUAUUGCUGUAUCGUUGACUUAGCUCAUUCGGAAGAUCCUCGUACGUAUCUUUAAGGUGACUGAGGAGUGCAAACGCCCAUCUUGAAUUUCUAAUCAUGAAAAUCAUUAAUUAUUCCGCAUGAAAGCACCAUGCAAGUAACAGUGCAGCUUGCAAAAAUUGACGAGCACGAUGUUCGCAUAACAAUUUAUUAUUACAAUAUUUCAUUUGAGAAAGUACUUCACAGUCCCCUUGAGCAAAAAUCAUGUACGAUUACGCUUAGCCGUGACUAGUAUGUAUAACGUGCUACAGAUGCUCAACACUUGAUCUUCUCCUUUGAUUGUAAGACGAUAGCGCAACAUGUAUUUUUAUUUUUUUUUUUAUUUUUAUCCCUACGUUAUCACUCAAUGUCUUCGUCAUCCUUAUCGCAGAACUAUGUUCGUUCCCCACGUCCGAUCCCGGUAAAUAUUUUCGAAACGGAGAUUUCGAGUUUGUGGUCUUUGACGAUGGGAGCGACAUCGUGCGUGCGCAUGCGCAAUCUAACCUAAAUUUAAUGAUAGUUUUCCAAGCUUUACUUAUUUUAUACGAUUAGUAUUUAUUCCAUAGAUACACGUACUUGCUAAGACGUUGUAUCUAGAGAUGAGAUUUUUUCUGUUUCUCGUUUUCUCUUUUUCAUCCACGAAAAGAAAAGUCGGCGCGUGGGAAACCGCAACUUGCCGCGCAAUUGUAUAUUGUAUUCCUGACAAUCUUUGUGUGCCGAUCCUGUCCGAUCUCCUAGCUUCUACUUUUUACUACGUAUACGGUGCCUUUCGCGUCCCAUUUAAUUAUUCCCGAACAAAUUAUAUAAGCAUUACAAAUGCCGUGUGCAAUAAUCAGCGAAGCCGCAACCGAUAUUUUUAGAGAUACAUAUGUCUGCUGGUUACACGCGACUGGCUGCUAUAGUCCAACCUCGCGCGGUCCCCACGCGACGAUAUUUUACCUUCUUCCUGUCGUUAUCUGUAGGCAAAGAUACUAGCAUAAACGACGGCAUGUACUGUCGAUUCAUUCGAAAGGGUGGAUUGUCCAAUCCAAAUAAUAUUAAUUCAAAUGAGUAAUUAUCUGACUGAUUUAAUUAUAUCGAGUGAACUCGAAGGAAGGAUUUGUCGCGCGCCUGUAUAAUUAAUAUAAAAAUUCCCGCGGUAAAUCAAGCACGAUGGCCUGGAGCGAAUUUUCAAAUUUCCAUACAAUUCAUGACCUCACGUUUGAAUAGUACAGGAUAUUCACGUAAACCUGUAUGUAAAUUCUUGACGAAAGUUCAAAACUUCGUAAAAAAUUUUUCUUUCGAAAAAAAAAAUAUCACGAUCGCUUAAUAAGUUUUCCCAAAGUCGACGUUUUACCCGUCUUCUUUUUUUAUUUUAAUUUUUUUUUAAUAUCCUCGGAGAAGAAUGAAGCGAAGUCAACACCACACAAGUUUCUUGGCAAUUUCUAAUUAAAAAUAAUUUUAAAUACAAUUUCAAUACGUAUACGAAAAUAACUAAACAUUUUCUUUUUCAUUUGUAAAAGAGUAUCCUUCGCUAUUUCUUUUAUUGAAGUAGCUACGUUUGUACAGAUUUUAAUACUGAAGACUGCCCUUUCCUCUGUUAUCCUUUUUUUGUUACAAAUCUUCAUAUACUUAUUACUACAUGCAUAUACAUACAUACGAACUAUAUAUCGAUAAGCUAUUUUCCUAAUGAAACAGAAUGUGCAUUCUAUGUUUACUUCGGUUUAAGCCUAGGCGUCGUUACGAUUUCUUCCUACGAAUGAGAAGUGCAUUUUCUUUUUUCCUCUUCUCUUUUUCUAUUUCACUUUUUUAGUCUCUCUGCCUCUUCUUUGAAUUCAGAUUCUUUUAACGUUAACUAUUAGUAGAACUUAUUGUCAACGGGAUAUUUAUCUAGAUUAGAAAAAGCCCUCUUUAUUUCUAAAGAACAGCAAGUCACACGUGUAAUUGUAACUAUCUUGAGUAUAAUGUGUACAGUACAUACAUAUCGCUCGCGUAGAAGUCUCGAUAUAAUUUCAAUUACGCCAUGAUAUCGCUAAUGUUUUAAUGUUCGGUUCUAAAGGUCUUGCAAACUUCGUUUGGAAGGUAAAAUAAUAAUUGGGAGUCGUAGAAACUUGUAUGAUAUUAUAAAGAAAAGCUCCAAUUACGAAAAAAAAAAAUGAGACGAAAAUAUCCCGCCGCUUAUUAUUAUUUUAUUGAUAAAUACGAUCGUUUUUCAAUUGAUGUCUAAAAGAAAGAAAACUACGCAACCAGUACAUAUCUCGUUCGUGAAUUAUCUCCGGCUUUUCCAGUUUUUAUUAAAGCGAAAUAGCGUAGGUGACGAUGAUUGCUUUUACUAUCGGUGAGCGAUUGAAACGCGAUUUCAUAGAUUAUUGAUUUUCCUUACGCGUUGCACAAAGAGAAAAAGAGGAGGAAAAAAGGUAAAUGAAUAAAAAAAAAGAAUAAUCCUAACCACAUUAAUGUCCACAUAUUCGAUGAGGAGGAUAAUCGACCAGUGUGCGAGCUUUGUAUUGUUUUUAAUGCCGAAGUGUAACGAAUUGAUUCCAUCGUUAUGUGUUCUUCGAUGCUGUCACGGAGUGUAUAACUCAACGAGUAUACUAAAACUAAGUACCAGAAAAAAAAGAUUUAUGUACAGUACCAUCUAGUCUAAAUAAAUUAAGCUCUUAACAAAUCAA